CCCAUUGCCGGCCAACCACUGCGCAACAAUGUCGUUCCUGCGGUCACAGAGCUCUCUGCGGCUCUCGAGAGCAUGUGUACAGAUCCCCAGGCCAACAAGAUGGAUAUCAUCAACACCACAACGCCGAUUACGCGACCCCGACCCUAAAGCUAUCCCGGACGUCAAGUCGAUGCAGAUGACCGAAGACCAAGCCUCUAUGGUCGAAGUCGACCACCAGCCCGAAAGCGCCGUUGAAAAGUACCACCCAGACCACCAGCCCGACUACAACGCGACCGUCGACCAUGGCACGUCGACGUACUCGCCUGUCCCGAAGCGAGUGAUGAACGGCAGCGAGCCGACGGAGACCACGCCCGCGGCUGUCUUGUCGGGAGCACCUAUAGACUUGCAGGCUAGAACAGUCAGAAUCUACAAACCCGUCCGGCCGGCAACACAAUCUGGAACAUGGGGCAGCCACGCGUGGCGUAUGGACUGGGACGUCCUGCCCAAGGGACAUAGAUGGGAGAAUCCGCUGAUGGGGUGGCAAUCGUCGGGGGACUUUAUGCAAGGCACAAAGGUCAACUUCAAGUCGAAAGAGGAUGCGAUCGCCUUCGCCGAGAAGCAAGGGUAUGAGUGGUAUGUCCAGGAGCCGAAUGAGAGACGAUUUGUGCCCAAGGCGUACGCGAACAAUUUCUUACACGAGCCGGGCCCGUUGAAGCAUAUCAAGACGAAGUAGAAAUGGAUACAAUCCCAGCAACGAUAUGGAAGAUCGCGAGGAAGCUGUUUCUGUAAGCUGAUGGGGCACCAACAAGACCUAUCCGCCACGGAGCUUCGCUUUUAAGGAUAUCGGUGCCACGGACGCAGACGGAAUUGUACAUAUGAAUUAUCAUGAACUGGAAAAGGGAUUGAUAUUCAGAGAAGCGAAAAGACUUGCCCGAGAGUAGUACCUGUUGGCCCAUUAUAUCGCGCCCCUGCUCUGUUCAUUCGCCGGCUGUACGUUGCCCGGUUUGCGAAUCGGGCUUUUGGCAGCCAAUGCUUCAGCAUAUUUCGUUGAGAUAUCACAAACAAAGCAACGACAAAGAGCAAACGCACGUCGGGCUGGUAGAAUUCUUGGUCAUUCACUCGUCAGACUCAAUGCUAAUAGUACAGGGUUAUCAUAACAAUCAAUCUCAUGGUCACUCCGGUCAUGACAGGUCCACCAUUUC
Exophiala xenobiotica is the source of this 1181-nucleotide messenger RNA. RefSeq lists its product as uncharacterized. The record is from RefSeq and is a predicted model, not a curated record. NCBI's taxonomy places the organism in Eukaryota, Fungi, Ascomycota, Eurotiomycetes, Chaetothyriales, Herpotrichiellaceae. The transcript is spliced from 2 exons. The coding region runs from base 29 to 712 and encodes 227 amino acids. Gene Ontology annotation, biological process: electron transport chain.